This is a messenger RNA of Pedinophyceae sp. YPF-701, 1662 nucleotides long. The record is from the annotation of a GenBank genome assembly. NCBI's taxonomy places the organism in Eukaryota, Viridiplantae, Chlorophyta, Pedinophyceae.
AUGGUGUCCGCGACGGAGCGCCUCGAGCGCUCGUAUAUCAACAGGCGUUUCCGGGAGGAGGGGCUUCAGUGCCACAGGGAUGCGGUAGAGUACCUUCUGGGCCCCGCACGGCGCGCGGGCGGCGACGGGGACGCGGAGCUGGAGCCAAUCGAAGAGGUGGUGGACCGUAUGCUGCUUCUGCUGGACGUGCGGCAGCUCGGCGGCGAGGCAGCGGUGUCCCGCGAGAUGCUGGAGGGCGCUGUGGGGGCGCUCGACGCCACGACCGCCUCGGACGAGGACCUCAUCGUCGUCCCCGCAGACCAGUGCCCGCGCAUCGUGUACGACCAGGUCCGCAAGGCCUUCCACCGCGACGACGCCGGCGAGCCGCGCGUCCUCUCCGCCUCCGCGGGCGCCAAAGCCGCCCUCUACCGACAGCGCCUCCUCCUGGUGCUGCAACGCCUGCUACGCAACCGCAUCUUCACGCGGCCCGACGUCGACUUCGGCCCCUCGAUGGCCCGCGAGCACUGCGAGCUCGUGCCCGUCCAGGCGCUCCUCGGCACGGUCGGCGAGCGGCAGUUCGCGCUCGGCUGCCUGAGCAAGCUCGACGACGGCGGGGGGGUGUGUUUGGAGGACCUGACAGGCGCCGUCCCGCUCGCGCUCGACGGCCUGAAGGAGGACGUCGCGCCGGGGCUGUACCCGGAGAACUCGAUCGUCGUCGUCGAGGGCGAGCUGCGGCACGACGGCGUGUUUGCUGUCGAUGCCAUGGUGCAGCCUCCCGCCGAGGCACAGGUGGAUUCGAAGGCCGCGGCGCACGGGCUGGACUUCUUCGGGGGCGGGCACGUGUCCGCGGAGGCGCGGGCGCGCUGGGACGAGGGGGUUUGGCGAUGGGUCGGACGCCCGGGUGGCUGUGCUGGCGGGGGUGUGGAUGGACGCCCCCGGGACCGCCGAGGCGCUGCGCGCGGCGCUGCGCGAGAUGGAGGCGAGUCCGCCCGCGGCGCUGGUGCUCAUGGGGGACUUCGUGGGCAACUCUUCGGGGGGUGCGGGGCGGGCGGCGUCGGCGGCGGCGACGCGCGAAGCGCUGGCGGCGAUCGGGCGGAUCGUCGCGCAGGAGUUCAAGAGCGUCGCGCAGAACACGAGGGUGAUCGUGAUGCCCGGGCCGCGGGACCCCGGGCCGGGGCGCGGCCUGCUGCCGCGCCCGCCGCUGGCGCCGUCGCUGGCGGGGGGACUUUUGCAUUACCUCCCCCGCGCGGAGCUGACGUCGAACCCGUGCAGGAUGCGGCUGCUCGGGAGGGAGAUCGUCGUGUUCCGGCACGACCUCAUGCACCGCAUGCGGCGCCUCAGCGUCACGUCCCGCACAGACAUGGGGGCGAAGGCGGCGCCGGAGACACACCUGGGGGAGGUAGCCUCUGUCUUGCUGAGUCAGGCGCACUUAGUCCCCCUCCCGCUCGCGGAGCAGCCGAUCGUGUGGGAGAUGGACCACGCGCUGCGGCUGUACCCGAUGCCGGACGCGCUCCUGCUCGGGGACUCGGGGCAGGCCGCGACGUACGAGACCCCCGAGGGGUGUGUUGCGGUAGGAGCGGGGUCGUUCACCGCGCACGGGACGUACGCCGAGUACUGGCCGCUGCGGCGCACGGGGCAGCGGGCGGCGGUGCGCACGGCCAAGGCGUAGCGGCGGCGCGGUAA